Molecule: messenger RNA, 3430 nt
Organism: Nymphaea colorata (pocket water lily)
Lineage: Eukaryota; Viridiplantae; Streptophyta; Magnoliopsida; Nymphaeales; Nymphaeaceae
Product: branched-chain-amino-acid aminotransferase-like protein 1
Exons: 29
Coding region: 58-3147 (1029 amino acids)
Biological process (GO): carboxylic acid metabolic process
Molecular function (GO): catalytic activity
Source: RefSeq, a predicted model, not a curated record
AGCAACCCAACGUCCGUAGGUCCAGGACAGCGUUUCCCUCCUCUUCCAACGCGGGGAAUGCUCGAGCUCACCUCCUCCUCCGCCGACGAAGUGAGGGAAACAAUGGAGGGAACGGUCGACAUCUCCCACCCAUCAGCCGAAAACUUGUUCUGUGCUUUCCUCGCCAUGGAAUCCACGGAUUGGUUGCUUCAGCUUGCAAGGGAAUCUGGUGGAGGAUCUAUUACCGUCGGAGUCCAAAGUUUCAUAUUGGAGCAUUGCAUAAAAAACAUCAUUGUCGAGAGAUAUCCUCUCAGAGAAUUGUAUGUGAAAAGGUUUCUUAAGAAGAUUAUAGUUGCUGUUGAAUCAAGUUGUCUUGAAGUGUUGGAUGGGUUAUAUGGGCAACUAAUGCUUUAUAUGAGUUCCUUCAAGGAAGAUAAUUAUUUUGAGUCCAAAACAAAGGUUUGCAAGUGUAUAUCUUUUAUUUUCCCUGAUGGCUUUCACAAGAGUUCACUUACUAUGAGGUCAGGAAAAUUGUUAGUACCACUAAAGUGUUCGUUGAACAUGCUUGAAGGUGAUACUGGGUGUUGCAUCUGGCCAUCAAGCUUUUUCUUGUCAGAGUUCAUACUUUCCUACCCGGAAGUGUUCUCAAACAAGUGCUGCUUUGAGGUCGGUUCAGGAGUUGGACUAGUUGGUAUUUGCCUUGUCCAUGCAAAAGCCUCCAGAGUGAUAUUAAGUGAUGGAGAUUUGUUGGCUUUAUCUAAUAUGCGACUUAAUUUGGAAAUGAACCAUCCUGAUGUUUUAAGUGAGGUAGAAGGACAAAUGGAGAAGGUAAAAUGUCUGUUUCUGCCAUGGGAAUCUGCAUCUGAGAGUGAACUGCAAGGUUUCGAUGCUGAAAUUAUUGUGGGUGCAGAUGUAAUCUACGACCCAUUAUGUGUUCCUCAUCUUAUUCGUGUUCUUGCUAUGCUUCUGAAGCCAAAGAGAUGCAGCUCCCAUCAGCAAGCUCCAAGUUUGUGCGAAGAAUUAGAUGGCGUUGACAUUCUUCAAAAUAGUGACCAUACUGAUCAGUUUCAUCAGGAAGAGAUAACUUGUUCUGAUGGUAAUGAUCUCUUUAAUGAAACCGGAAGCUUCUGCUUCAGUAGACUAAAUGCAACUCCCGGUUGCGGUGAAAAUAAGAACCAAUCAAGCUGCUUUGAAUUGAAACCAAGUAAUAGAAGCCAGUUAGACGAGACAGUUGAUCAUGAAAUCAGUCGUAAUGGUGGCAACAUGGAUUAUGGGAGGAAUCACAGCAGCAAGCGAAAGCGCCCAGUUGCAUAUAUUGCAACAGUGAUCCGCAACAAGGAGACAUUUGAGCAUUUCCUCUCGCAGGCUGAAUAUGCUCGCCUUUCUGUCGUCGACAUUACUGAACUGCAGCCACCCCUGCGUUUUCUACCUUACAUGCAUUCCUAUGAUAGAUCAUGUGUCCGUUUGCUAAAACUUUACUCACCGUCUUCAGAAGAUUCCAUCAUGGUGGCUCAGGAAGUGGAGGUCAUCCAUUCGUGGUCGGCUCCAAGAUCGUUGAGUACCAGUUUAAUGUACUCCUUUGCUCAGAGGGAUGACAUAGAAGUGCUUGACGAACCUCUUUAUGCACAUUUUCUCAAGGUUACUGGUGCAGAAAGGCCUUAUCGGGCAGAAGUACUCUCCAACAUGGACUCUGAUGGUGACAAGGUUGUUAAAGAGGUCAUAUUUGGACCUGGAGAAAAGAAAUAUCGUUAUUGUAAGCACAUGGCAAAACAACGUCUCCCUGGCCUACCAAGAGAUUUAAUGGGAAAUGGAAAACAUUUCAUUCUGAUAAGGAACCCACUUCAUGUUCUGCCUUCCUUUGACAAGGUUGUUCCACCCUCUUUCCUUGAAUUGGGGUUUGCAGACUUGGUGUCUAUAUACAGUGAACUGUGUGAACUUGGGAAGCCACCUCCUAUCAUAGAUGCUGCAGAUCUGCAAGAAAAUCCAGAGGCUGCUCUGCGUGUCCUCUGUGAAGAUUUAGGCAUUCCAUUUCAGGCCAGAAUGCUGAAGUGGGAAGCUGGUCCGAAACCAAUGGAUGGGGUUUGGGCUCCAUGGUGGUAUAAAAGUGUACACAAAUCUACCUGCUUUAAUUCAAAACGAGAAUAUCCUUUGCCAUUCCCAUCUGAGCAUUAUGAUCUGCUGGAAAAAAGCCUACCUUUCUAUAAUUUAUUGAAGUGCCAUGUGAGGCGAAGCCCGUUCUCUAAAUUAUCACCAGAACUGCCUUUUCCUCGUCUUCCUGUCCCGGAUAAUGAAAAGAUCCUUGUCUGGGUUGGUGAUGAACUUUUACCUCGUGGUAGUGCGAAGGUCUCUGUGUUCGAUUCUGUUGUCCAAGGUGGUGAUGCAGUAUGGGAAGGACUCCGGAUUUAUAAUGGGAAAAUCUUUAAGCUAGAGGAACAUUUAGACCGGUUAUUUGAUUCUGCCAAGGCGUUGGCUUUUGCAAAUAUUCCUGAAAGGGAACAGGUUAAAAAAGCUAUUUUCACUACUCUUAUUUCAAAUGGAAUGCUAGAUAAGGCACAUGUUCGACUUACGUUAACACGAGGGAAGAAGGUCACAUCUGGCAUGAGUCCAGCUUUUAAUUUAUAUGGUUGCACUCUGAUUGUUCUUGCUGAGUGGAAACCUCCAGUAUAUGAUAAUUCGAGUGGGAUAUCCUUGGUAACGGCAACGACACGUCGCAAUUCUCCAAAUAAUCUGGACUCCAAGAUUCAUCACAACAAUCUUCUCAACAAUAUUCUUGCGAAGAUAGAAGGUAAUCAUGCUAAAGCAGCGGACGCUAUCAUGCUUGACCAAGAUGGCUUUGUGUCUGAAACAAAUGCUACAAAUAUUUUUUUAGUGAAGAAAGGCAGUGUGUCCACACCUCAUGCUGAUUACUGUCUUCCUGGCAUAACCCGACAAACUGUAAUAGACCUGGUUAUCGAAGAGAAUUUAGACUUGAAGGAACGGCGCGUCAGUCUGUCGGAGUUCCACACUGCAGAUGAGGUGUGGACCACUGGCACGAUGGGAGAACUCACCCCAGUUGUCAGCAUUGAUGGGCGAACCAUUGGUCAUGGGGAAGUCGGUCCUGUGACUAGAAGAUUGCAAUCUGCCUACAGAUCACUGUCAGCAGAAUCAGGGGUAACCAUACCAGCAUAGCUCGAGGAAGGGCCUCAGACAUCGCCCGUGGCUUAAAACUAUCAACUAUAAUUCACUGCCUGGAUAUUUGGUAUAAGUGGGAUUAUUACUUACGUCAGCAAUCUACUUUGUUUCUUUCAAACGAAGUAAAAGGACUGCCUUUUUUGGGUUUCUGGAUGACAUCAGAAGAUUGGCGUGUGUAUCCCCCGAAUUGUUAGCCAAAGGAUAUUACUGCUGCAUACAUCAAUAGAUUAGCUCCUCAAGUGAACUUUGUUCUCAACAAGAAAAUGUUUUCUUCUGGUUA